CAUCCAGUGUCAUCGCAGGACAGUCCAUAGUUGUGGUUACAAUGAAUGGGCGAUAUGAUCUCAGAUUGCCUCAGAUUAGAUGCAAGGCAUGUGAAGCCACUUGGAGUCCUGGAGUGGAUGACCUGAUCCAUAAUGACUACUGGCCUGCCACUUCUCACCAUUCAACUGUGUACGCGACAGAUGUCCUUUUUUCUUUUGAAGAGCUGAAGAUGGCAGCACCAGGGAUGUUUAGCCAAGCAUUUCUUAGAAUGCUGGAUCAACGCACUGUUCGCUUUGGCCGUAGCGGUAACAUCACAGCAGACAGCUUCCGGAAAAGCUUCUUGGAGUGGGAAGCUGUCCGAUUCGAAGUGGACAAAUUAUGCCAGGAGGACCACUUUGACUGCCCAGCGUGCAGCCCAGACAUGCUUACAGUAUCUGUUGAUGGAAACCGCAAGCACUACAGAUUCAAGAGUGCAGCAAGAUCGGAGGAACAAGCCAUCUUUGAUGGCAUGUUCAUCAUGAAUGAUGAUGACGUCGCAAGAUUCGUGGACUAUGUCCAUACCUCAACCAGUCAUGUCUCUAGAAGAGGUGUCUGUGGAUGGCAGUGGUCAGCGGCGUGCGAAACGUCUCAGAAGUCCAAAGAAAAAACAGACGAGGAGGGCCUGGAACUCGCUGUAUGUCGUCAUGGGGUUCUCCUUCGUGCCCUUAAUAUGUUCAGGGGGGAGAUUUUUGCCUACCCCCUGUACCUCCAAAAGCAAAUAGUCUGUAAGCAAGUGACAUUUUUCGCUAUGGAUGUGGCAUGCAAGUACUGGCCUUACCUCCGGAGAGUGACAGAGAAAUGCCCUGAGCUUCAGGAUCUCCUCACCAUGAGGCCAUUUCUUUCUGUUUUUCAUGCCAAAACUCAUGAUUUCAAAUGUGAGGUAAGAAAAAAGGAUUGUCCAUGACAUUUUCUUUCCCUGAAAACCCUGCAUAAGAUUGUUGCCACUUAGGUUUUGUUUUUGGUUUUAUUUUUUAAAGGUAAAAUGGAGUGGAGCAUAUCAGGAGGGGGCUGGUUCGACUCUUGGGGAAGAGGUGGAGCAGUGCAACGCCUUCCUCUCAAGGAUUGCUGUUACCACAAAGCACAUGUCAAAAGCAGGACGCAUAGACAUGCUGACGGUCAUGGCCAUGCGCUGGAACCAACGAAAGUUUGACAACUUGGCUUCCACCCUUGCCCGCCGAUAUCGGAAGGUAAAGACACCAGUUUUCCCUUAUGCAACAUUCAUAGCGAUAUUGUAAAAUAAAGUGGCAUAUAUCUCAAAAAUAUAGGGAAGACUUGCCCAGAUAUUCUUCAAUACAAUAGAAUAUACGGAUGGUUUCAUGUGUAGUGUCAAUUGUAUUUUUCAGUGUCUUAAUAUAAAAUAUUAAAUGUUCAUACCACAUACCGGUAUAUUGAUUGUCCACGUAUAUACGAAUAUACUGUAUAUUUAAUCAGUGUUGUAUGUGGUUUUCUAAUAGUGAAGGUACUUAACAAUCCUUAUCAACAAUAGUCAAAGUUGUAGGCAUUUCCCUCAUUGUCAUUUGUGUGACUCUGAGCACGAUUAAACAGUAUUUUCAUGGCCAGAGUCCUUUUUUAUGCUGUUGUGUGCUGGGGAGGCAGCAUUAAGAAGAGGGCUGUUAGGACAGGCUGGUAAGGAAAGCUGGCUCUGUGUUUGGCAUGGAGCUGGAGUUAAUCAUUUAACAAACCAAGGAUAAUUUACUUUGAAAAAGUUCGAUAAUUCAUUAAAUAAUGCGAUAUUCG
This is a messenger RNA of Onychostoma macrolepis, 1756 nucleotides long. RefSeq lists its product as uncharacterized. The coding region runs from base 42 to 923 and encodes 293 amino acids. NCBI's taxonomy places the organism in Eukaryota, Metazoa, Chordata, Actinopteri, Cypriniformes, Cyprinidae. The transcript is spliced from 6 exons. The record is from RefSeq and is a predicted model, not a curated record.